Molecule: messenger RNA, 2320 nt
Organism: Miniopterus natalensis
Lineage: Eukaryota; Metazoa; Chordata; Mammalia; Chiroptera; Miniopteridae
Source: RefSeq, a predicted model, not a curated record
AAGGAGCGCGCGUUCCCGGAGGAAGCCUUGGGCGCUGGUUUGGGGCGCCCUCCCUUGUCCAGGCACACGUCACGUAGCCUCUGACAGACUCCACUGUACGCUCGUGAGAAUGAGAAAGGAAAAGGCGGCUGUGGCUUAGUAGUGUUAUGAAAACAAUCUAAACUAAAUGGACCCCCUGAAAGGGUCUCCCAGACCACGCUUUGAGAACCGCUGAUUUAGAAUAUUGCUUUCCUUACAAGAAAUCCCAUAUGCAUUGUGGAAAAGCUUUAAGCACUCAGGAAACCGGAGAGAAGAAAAUGAAAGCCGCCCAUCACGUUCCAACCCAUUGUGUUUGUCUUUUAAUAAUAAAGUGUCGCCACUGACUGGUGGCUCCGAUUCAAGGCAGAUUGGGCAGAUGUAAGUGGCCCUCAGGUUUUGAAUGGGGGCAGGAAAGCUCUAAUAUUCCACAACGCUGAUGCCGGUUCCUGGUUGCAGGCGGACCUGACCUGGAACCCUCUCCUUGGCCACUGUCCUUUCUAAGGAGCUCACCUUCCAGAGCCCACCUGCACAGACCUGCCAGGGGACCCUCUUGGGAGCGGAGAGAAUGGUGAACUUCAGGCAGCUCUCCCUGGGUGCGAAGGCCGCCCUGGCUGCUGGCACCGUCUUCGUGUCCAUGAUCAUCUCCCGCUCCUGCCUGUCGGAGAGCCUCGAGCUCAGGGCCUGGCGUUGGCUGUUCCGCCUGCAGCUUGCCCUGUUUGCCAACUCGCUCAUGCUCAUCGGCUCCCUGUACAUCUGGCGUAGCGCCGUCAGCAACCUCAGCCAUUCCCCAGCCACGGAGUCCGCCUGUUUUCAGCUCUGGAAGAUGGCCGUUGUGGCGUUUCUGGCCCUGGCGCACUCCAGUUUCUUCACCAUGCUUUUCUUAGUGGCCGAGGAGCCCUAUGUCUUUUCGCUGGCCGCCUACUCCUGCCUCGGGGCGUACAUCAUCAUGGUCUUCUUCCUCUGCACCCUCAGCGGCAUGGAGCAGGCCUACCAGCUCCUGGCCUGGCACAGCGGUAGGGUGGUGGGCAGCCUGGAUAAGACGAGGAAGCUGGCGCUGAGGCCGGCCCUGGCCGUGGCGGUGACCGCCGUGCUCAGCAUAGCCGGGCUUCUGAACGCUGCCCAGCCCCCGGUGGUGAAAACCGUGGAGGUGCCCAUCCGUCAGCUGCCCCCGUCGAUGGACAACCUCAAGAUCGUGCUCCUCUCAGACAUUCACUUGGGCCCCACGGUGGGCAGGACCAAGAUGGAGAUGUUCGUGAGGAUGGUGAACACGCUGGAGCCAGAUGUCACCGUGAUCGUGGGGGACCUCUGCGAUGCGGAGGCCUCGGUCCUGCGGACGGCCGUUGCUCCUUUGGGCCGGGUUCGCUCGCGCCUGGGCACCUACUUCGUCACAGGGAACCACGAGUACUACACGUCAGAUGUCAGCAACUGGUUCGCGCUGCUGGAGUCCCUGAACGUCAGGCCCCUUCACAACGAGAAUGUGAAGAUUUCCGCCACCGGGGCCCAGCGUGGAGGUGGGGAUGGUGGGGGUGACGCCUGGAUCUGCUUGGCUGGGGUGGAUGACAUCGAAGCAGACCUCCUGCACUACUCUGGCCAUGGCAUGGACCUCGAGAAGGCGCUGGGGGGCUGCAGCCCGGACCACACCACCGUCUUGCUAGCUCACCAGCCCCUGGCCGCCAAGAGAGCCCUUCAGGCUCGGCCAGAUAUUAACCUGAUCCUUUCUGGGCACACGCAUGCCGGGCAGAUCUUCCCCCUGAACGUGGCGUCUUAUCUCCUGAACCCCUUCUUUGCUGGUCUCUACCAAGUGGCCCAGGCCACGUUUGUAUAUGUCAGCCCCGGCACGGCCUACUACGGGAUCCCCAUGAGGUUGGGUAGCAGGGCGGAGAUUACACAGCUCAUCCUGCAGCGGGCUCCCUGAACCUGGCCCUGCCCUGUACGCCCCCCCAUCGCCCUCGCCCUCUCUCUGUCCCCUCCUCGGAGCGCGUUGCCUGCUUUACACCCUCCAGCCUUUCCUGCCCAGCCCUGCCAACACGCCCUUGUCACAGCCUGGCUUGGACAGUGAUUUGUGGUGGGGCUGCCUGGCAGGUUAACUCCGUAGACGGCCAGUUGCUUUUUUAUAUGCAUCCGUGAGGCCACUAAAGUCACACGCGUAAGGACCGGCAUCUAUUCUCCAGAUGAUGUGGAGUAAACCGUCUUCUGCAGAGCUCCCAGGGAUAAACCGAAACAUGGGGUGGUUUGAAAGGGAUGCCUCUAUAAAGCCGAGCAGGGAAGGAGCUCUGAGGGCUUUGUAGGCCCCCUCUGGGAC